Messenger RNA from Vitis vinifera (wine grape), 1871 nucleotides. Its product is annotated as transcription factor MYB1R1. The transcript is spliced from 3 exons. Gene Ontology annotation, molecular function: DNA binding; zinc ion binding. Gene Ontology annotation, biological process: response to auxin; response to gibberellin; response to ethylene. The coding region runs from base 594 to 1496 and encodes 300 amino acids. Lineage: Eukaryota; Viridiplantae; Streptophyta; Magnoliopsida; Vitales; Vitaceae. The record is from RefSeq and is a predicted model, not a curated record.
UUAUGGAAGUAAUCUUGGUUUAGUCUAGGCGAUAGGUAUUAGGUACAUCAUCUCGAUUUGGUCCACCCAAUCAUUACAGUGUAUGUGUGCGCGUAACAAUCUCCAUCACCAUGAUAAGUUUUCAUUUCUUAUUGUGUGGUUAAAAUUUUUUGGAGUGGAUGAGAAAUGAUUAAUAAAUCUGGUUUAAUUUUGCAUGCCAAAUAUUUGUAUACGAGUAAAUGGAUUUUGGGAUAAUUUUGUUGGUUAUGAUUGAUUUCCUCGAAAGCUACAUAAGAUGGAAAACAUUGGCUAUGUUUGAAUCGAGGAAAUGGUAGACAAAUCGAAUGGUGCUGAUUCACAUGAGCUGGAAAAAUAAUAUAUUCCCGAGAAGUAUUAUAACAUUUCUUGUCAUUUUAAGUCCAAGUACACGUGAAUAAACCCAAUCCCAAACCCCCUAAACUUCUAUAUCAACCAAAGACGCCCUUUCUCGUUCUUUUGUUAUAGGCUUAUCCCGUUUCUUUCUCCUAAAAGCGUCCCUCUUUCUUUCUCCUCCUUUUGUAUGGCCUGAGCCUGAGUAUCACAUUUAGGAUUCACCGCUAAUACGACGUCGUAAGAUGUCUCGUUCCUGCUCUCAGUGCGGAAAUAAUGGCCACAACUCCCGCACCUGCACGGAGUCCGGUGGUGCCGGCGCUGCGGCCAACGACAUCAUGCUCUUCGGCGUCCGUAUCACGGAAGGCGCGUUUAGGAAGAGUGCUAGUAUGACUAAUCUCUCUCAAUACGAACAGCCUCAGGACUCCAACGCCGAUGCUGGCUAUGCCUCCGAUGACGUUGUUCACGCCUCCGCCAGGAGUCGUGAGCGCAAGAGAGGAGUCCCUUGGACUGAGGAAGAACACAGGCUUUUCUUGCUAGGUUUGCAGAAGGUAGGUAAAGGAGACUGGAGAGGAAUCUCUAGAAACUUCGUCAAGACACGGACUCCUACUCAGGUGGCUAGCCAUGCUCAGAAGUACUUUCUCCGGCGGAACAAUCAUAAUAGGAGACGUCGUAGAUCUAGUCUCUUCGACAUCACCGCCGAUACGUUUAUGGGCUCUACAAUAUUGGAGGAAGAUCAGGUCCACCAAGAGACCGUCUCUCCGCCUCAGUUACAUUCACAUCUAAAUGGCAGUGCCGGAGGAUUUCCGGUACCAACAUUUCCGGUGACGAUGGCUCCGGUAGUUUUACCAGUGGCUAGCAAUGGCUCGAUGGAGAUUCUGACGCUAGGGCAAAGCAAUCAAGCAAAGGGGCCGACCAAGCUCAUCCGUCCCAUACCGAUUCUUCCAGUUCCACCAUCUUCAAAAAUGGCAGAUCUGAAUUUGAACAUUCCAUCCACGGCGGAUCCCUUGCCUCUGUCACUGAAGCCGUCCUCGUCAACCUCCACAAGUCCGCAGUCACCUACGGCGACGAGGCACUCCUCAGCUUUUCAGGCUAUGUCGGAGAGCUUCAACAGUAGUACUGGCGACAACAUCAUUAGUGUCGCGUAAAGGAUAUGAUCGUGUAUGUAAAGCUAGCUUCAAGGUUAUGCUGGCUACUUGGCAUUAGAUUGAAUAGAUGGGAUUGGACGCUCAAAACAAAAAGUAAAAAAAUAGGUGUUAGGUGAUUCCUUGUUUGUACAGAGUAGGGAGAUUUAAGAAAAAUGAUGCUCUAUCUUUUAGGUGUGGAGAUUCUUGUUUAUUUUGUGUGGAUCCUUUUGGGGUGGUGAAGUGAUAGGAGUACCAGGUACUCUCUGUCCUUGGAUCUGAUUGUUUGCUAGGAACUUCAACUAGGUAAAAGUAGGGGAAAAAUAUUCUGAACUUAGAUAUUCUCUUUAUGUGAUUUAUUUUUCUAUCUAUGUGGUGAAGUUUGGACUGGGUUUCUCA